Bolinopsis microptera is the source of this 3252-nucleotide messenger RNA. RefSeq names its product rho GTPase-activating protein 29-like. Gene Ontology annotation, biological process: activation of GTPase activity; signal transduction. The record is from RefSeq and is a predicted model, not a curated record. The transcript is spliced from 10 exons. Bases 8 to 1546 code for a protein of 512 amino acids. Lineage: Eukaryota; Metazoa; Ctenophora; Tentaculata; Lobata; Bolinopsidae. Gene Ontology annotation, molecular function: GTPase activator activity.
GUGCUGUAUGUCAAAGGAUGUGAUACCAGAUGUUCUCAGCACUCAUCUAUUUCGAAGGAGCAGAGCACCUGUACGCUGCAGAGCCUGUGAAAAUUACGUUUAUUUAAAAGGCAGCGAAUGUCAGAAAUGCGGUAUCGUGUGCCAUAGGAAGUGUUUAAAGAGUUUGUCUAUCAAAUGUGGUGGCCACCCAUUGCCCCAUAAGGUCCCAACAUUCGGGGUUGAUUUCUCCACACAUUUGUGUGCAACACACUGCACAAUUCCUUACGUGGUUUUCAAAUGUGUAAAACACAUUGAAACCACUGGAAUGGAUAUCAAGGGAAUAUACCGUGUAGCCGGGGCUAAGAGCAAGAUGCAGAGUUUGUGCAGAAGCUUCGAGAACGGGUUGGAUCUGGUCGAGUUGAACGACAAGUCGCCUCACUUGGUUUCAUCUGUCUUGAAACUUUACCUCCGACAGCUACCAGAACCACUUCUACUGCAUUCCAACUACGAGGACCUGAUAAGGAUUGCUUUGAACCAGCAAGAGAACGGAGCUGAUCUGCAGACCCUGCUAAAACAACUGCAUGCAAUCCUGGAGAAGCUUCCCAAAGCUAACAGAUUCACACUGCGUUUUAUUGUUGAACAUCUAAACAGAAUUAGUCUUAAUGAGGGGCUGAAUCAGAUGACGUCAGUUAACCUGGGUAUAGUGUUCGGACCUACCCUGAUCAGACCGAAACACGAGCACUCCUCGGCUAGUAUCGUGCACAUCAACCAUCACAGCAUGAUCACCCAACUCCUUAUUGAGAAUCCAUCUGCUUUUAUCAUAUCAGAUGAGGAGUCAGAAUAUGCGCGUUACCGUGAGAACCCCAAAGUAGCCUCAAUGUCUGACGUGCUACCCAUUAAGACACGUGACAGUAUCAAACUGUUCACCCAAGACGAGGAUUACCUGGAUUACAUACAGAGCUGUUUGGAGAAGAGAAGCCGGAGGAAAGCUAGUAAACUUGGGAGAGGUUACGCUGGAAAAACAGCUUCUGAACCUAAUGUUUUAGAGAUAAGCAAGAAGACGAGAUUAGUGACUCCCCGGUUCCCUGGCGAGGGUAGUGAGUAUGUAGCCAGUGAUGAUUCUCACACGCGCAUCGUACGUGCCUUUAGUGAACCCUCUAAGUGUGACGAAUUUGAUAGUCAGGAGUACCUGAUGGCUCGCAGUGACUUGAGCAAUGUUUCCAGCGACCUGAGCAGUACUGAGAAUCUUCUGGACUCAACUGACGACGCCUCCUUCCCCGACACGGACGAGGACGAAACGUAUUUACAAGAAUAUGUGGCACAACAACUACACAGCGUUAAAGCGAGACUCCAGAUUCUUCGAACAUAUAGUCUCAGUACAAGUGACAGUGAUGAAAUAGACGGGACCGUGCUCAACGUGAAAUGUGUCCAAUCAUCACAGAGCGAAGUCAGUAGUGAUCCGUACGUAUCAGCUUACAACGCAAGACUGGUCAACCUGGGAGUGAACCAAUCCCUUGUCAGACCACGUCUUUCUUUGGAAUGUGCAGAAACCUCAGACAUUUGCUGAAAACCAUCUGCCAAUUUGACGUCCUGUCAGCUGUACGUCAGUUAUUUUCUUAUUCCUCCUUCUGUUUGUUAGUUGUUAUCCUGCACCGUUAAUAGUAUAAGUUAAAAUUGUUGAAGCUGUAUUUCACACAAGAUAUAAAAUAUAAAGUAUCCAUGAUGAUAGACAGAAAUCAUAUGGAUUUCCUUUUAAGAGAACAAACUGGAUAGGAAUAUUAUUCAUUUCCCGUUCUAUUUAUUUAAGGAGUACUCAAAUUAUGUUUACACACGUUAGCUUAGGAAUAUAGCAGCUGGAAGAUUCUUAUCUUCAUGAUAUUAUAGUGGACAUAUUCAGAGUUCUCUCUUGAUAUGGAAGAACAUUUUAAAUGAAGUCUACUUGAAACUUAGAUCAAAAAUUAAGAGAAGGACCUAAAUUAUAGUGAUAUCAACCUCCAAUUUCAAAUGUGUCCACUAAGAUAGAAGAUUUUUCCGACACACCGUUAUAUUAAGUUUCGAUAGUAGGUAAAUAUAUUGUCUCAAAUCUCAAAUUAUUUGUCAAGUUGUAAACCUAUUUGUCAGUACAUACGAGAUUCAGUGAUCGUGUUUUACAUACGAGUGAUAGGGCACGUUUUCAGUGUUGUAUUAAACAAUCGGUACUGUAAAACCUUUUUUUUUCGUGGGUACUGAUUUUACGGAUUUCUUUAAUUGGAUCAUUUUCGCGGCAUCAAUUUACGUGAAUUCAAAUGAUUGAAUUCACAGUAUGUCACUUGGACAACAGAAGAGCCUUUUAUAUUAUUAUAAUAAUGGUACACUUUAACACAAUUUUAUACUAAUAGUUACAAUUUUUAGGGGAUAUUGACUUUUAUUUCCGAAUCGAUUAACAUUUUGUUUAGUCACUCUUCAAUGACGCCCUCGUUUUAGCUGCAGACUAUAUAAUAUAAAGGACAAUUAGAGAAACUAUAAGAUUAUUAUUCUAAUCUGCAGUUUAAAGUGCGUUAAUUGCAGGAUUGAUUGAUGCAUAUAAUUUUGGUUCUUUGGACACAAAUCAGAAUAUUAAACAUACGGAACCGCUAGAUCUAGACAAUGAAAGUGUUUUUCUUUUAUUUCUUUUUAAUCAUUUCUCGUUUGAAUGUACAUGUUGGGUAAAGUUUAUCGGAGGUGACAUACUUCAUCAGAUUUCUUAAACCAAUUUUCACUAAUUGUAGUGUCUCAGACGUAUGCUCAUCAGUGACAACCAACCUGUGUUGUGUGAUAGAAACACGAAACUUCCAAAUAUUAGGAAAAUAUAUACCUGCUUAAAAUGAAUGAGGGUUUGAGCGAAUUUGUUUUUUUAUAAUAAUCUCUUUUUCUUGCCCUUCUAAUCUGGUACCACUGAUGAACACACGUUAAAAAGAAUUAAAUUUUACUGACUUUGCCCAAUAUCGUAUGCUGAUUGGCUACUGCUGAUAUUAACUGUAAUUACUGAGGAGGAUUUCGGUGUUUUUCGCUAUUACAAAUAUAAAUAUCCUCCCCAUAAAUGAAGUGCUAACCGAAUAUUAUAUAACAGAUCACAGUAACUGUAAUCUUUAUUUGCAUUUAUUAUUAUUAUUCCAUGCUUGUUAUUAAUAUAGAAUAUAUUUUUGUUACUAAUUAAUCAUUAUAACCUCAUUAUAUAACCGUUUAAUGUUUGUAUGGCCUGUGUAAAGUAUUGCUGUAUUUCUUAACCUAAAAUGUGACACGCAGUUCGAUAAA